Molecule: messenger RNA, 615 nt
Organism: Neospora caninum
Lineage: Eukaryota; Apicomplexa; Conoidasida; Eucoccidiorida; Sarcocystidae
Product: ge13384, related
Exons: 6
Coding region: 1-615 (204 amino acids)
Biological process (GO): proton transmembrane transport
Cellular component (GO): proton-transporting V-type ATPase, V0 domain
Molecular function (GO): proton-transporting ATPase activity, rotational mechanism
Source: RefSeq, a predicted model, not a curated record
AUGACGGUGCCAGUGCUGAACGGGCUGAAGUCCGUGGGCGCGACUUCUCAGAGUCGCUACACCUCGUGGGCGGACUUGAUCAGCGAAAUGGGGCCCAUGAAUGCUGUCGCCUACGGGCUCGCCUUCUCUCUCGGCCUCUCCGUCGUCGGGGCUGCCUGGGGAAUUUCCAUCUGCGGAAGCAGUAUAUGCGGAGCGGCGGUGAGAGCGCCUCGCAUUCGGUCCAAGAACCUCGUCUCGGUUAUCUUCUGUGAAGCUGUCGCCAUCUACGGUGUCAUCAUAGCGAUCAUCAUUUCAGGCCAGUUGGACAAUGCGCCACCGAACUUCUCGGCGAUUACUGGGAAAUUGAAUGACUGGCAAAACCAAGCCGUGGUCGCCGGAUGGGCUCUCUUCUGCUGUGGUCUCACUGUUGGUCUGUCGAAUCUGUUUUGCGGAAUCAGCGUCGGCGUCUCGGGCAGCGGCGCGGCUCUCGGCGACGCACAGCGGCCAGAGCUGUUUGUGAAGAUGCUUGUCGUGGAAAUCUUUGCUUCGGCCCUUGGCCUCUUCGGGGUGAUUGUGGGCAUCUUGCAGUCCAACAAGGGAAAGUUUGAUAAAGUGGACAACGUCUCGCUGAUUUAG